AUGUUGUUUCGUGGUCAACGUCUAGCUGUAAUAUUCUACAUUCUAUGGCGUUGUAUAGUUGUAUGUUCAAGAAGUCAUGUGGAAAGCAGUAUGGAAAAAUCGCUAAUUCGUAUGAUUUUACAACGCUACAAACAAAAUGGUGUUGUGGGUCGACCAGUUAACGAUAGUCGAGUGAAAGUGGUUGUUCAUUAUGGUCUACAGUUAAUUCAACUACUUGGACUUGAUGAGAAUAAACAGAUUUUACGAACAAAUUGUUGGACUAUGUAUCGAUGGAGCGAUUCCCUCUUAAGAUGGAAUGCAAGUCGAUUUGGAGGUAUUACGGAGUUGAGGAUAUUUCCUCAUCAGAUAUGGACACCUGAUAUCAAACUCUAUAAUUUUGCUGAUGAACGUUUGCAAGAAUUUAGAGAGGGUCGUCUGGUGGUAAACAGCGAUGGUAAUAUACUAUGGAUUCAACAAGCAUUAUUUAGGAGUACGUGUCAAGUUGAAAUUACUUAUUUUCCAUUCGACAGUCAAGUUUGUAUGCUUGAAUUUGGCUCUAUGGCAUAUGACAAGACACAGCUAGAUCUAGAAUGGUGGAUACCGAGUGGAAGUGAUACUCCCAUGCCGUAUGUUGACUUCUCAGAUUAUGUACCAGCAAAUGAAUGGUUUACAGAUGGUGAAACAGAAAGGAAUAUACGACAUGAGGACAGAGUGCUUCAGUUACGAUCUGUCAAACGGUAUCGAGUUAGAAAACAUUCAAUUGGAUCCAAAAAACAUGAAAGAUAUUAUCCUGUUUUGCGUUACUUAAUACGUAUUUGUCGCAAUCCAAGUUUUCAUCUGUUUAUUCUAAUUGUUCCAUGUUUAUUAUUAUCCCUGCUAAGCUUAGUUGUAUUCUGGUUGCCACCAGAUUCAGCAGCUAAAAUGAUGCUUGGGAUAAACAUCUUUGUUGCAUUCUUUGUGCUACUUUUACUAUUAGCACGGUCUAUACCAAGUGCGAUUAAAAAUUUUCCCAUAAUAGGUAUCUUCUUUUGUCUGAACAUGGUUAUGGUCACACUGUCAAUAUUUAUGGCAACUUGGGUAGUCAAUUUAUUCUAUAAAGGAAAUGAAGGCCGACCAGUUCCUUUCUGGAUUCGUCGAUUCAUUAUUGACGGAGUGGGCCGUUUACUUGGCAUUAGACAAACAAUCCCUUUAAUUGAUAAGUCACAACGCUCGGGUGUUCAGAUUCCUUUCUUUUCGACUUCAGUCAAUGAAAGUGGAAAGAAUAAUCAAGUAGAGAAAGUCAACAACUGUUGCAACGAUAAAAUUAGUACGAAUUAUCCACACUGCAACUAUACAGCUAUAACAGAAGAUAAUCAAAGAGAUGGUGUCAGCAAGUACCAGCUUGAUGCAUCUUUGUUAUCUAAAGAAGAAUAUCUGGGAAAUCUGUCAACAGAAAUUAAUUACAAUGAAUUGAAGAAAACUUCACAUGAUAUUACAGAGUCCUUACAACAAAUGAACAUUAAACAAAUCAAAGUUGGGCAUAAAAAUUCACUUGGUGCUGAAUGGCGUAUACUGGCUUUGAUUAUUGACCGUUUGUUUUUUAUCAUUUAUUUAUUCACUUUAAUUACCAUAGCUGCACUUGUCUUUCUGAAAACUGAUCUACCGGACACCACUUUACAGUUGACCAACCGAAAUGUAGUUGAUCUUUAG
Molecule: messenger RNA, 1668 nt
Organism: Trichobilharzia regenti
Lineage: Eukaryota; Metazoa; Platyhelminthes; Trematoda; Strigeidida; Schistosomatidae
Source: the annotation of a GenBank genome assembly